AUGGCCGAACGUGUCGAGCGGCAGUUGAUGUCAUCGACGUCGCCCACGUCGGCAGACGUCGAAAAGAUCAAUACAGGCCACAGCCUUGCAUCCAACGAAGAACCAGUUCCGGCCUUGGAACCUCCAGUGCACAAGCGCGGCAGCGACAGUCCCGAUACACAGGUCGAAGACGGCAUUCGCUUUGUCUACCUCGACUUCGACACUCACAUCCCGCUCGACGAGUUCGACACACUGGAGUCUUCGAUACCGCCACCCAUCCUCAAGAAGUACGAGUCACCGCUCACUUGGUCGUCGAAGCAUAAGACCAUCAUCCUGAUACUGUGCUGUUGGUGUACUUUUACUGCCGCCUACAGUGCUGGCUCUUAUUCGAUAGCGGCGAACCCCCAACGAGCGAAAUGGCAUCUCGGGGAAGUCGCCUUCAACACCGGCGUCACUACCUGGGCGACGGGCUUCGCAAUAUCGCCUAUGGUUCUCGCCCCAUUUUCCGAAAUCAAUGGUCGGCGGCCAGUCUUUAUCGGCUCGGCGAUCCUCUUCCUCGUCGGUCAGAUUGCCUGUGCCACCACACCGACCUUUGGCGGAAUGCUCGCUGCGCGGUUCCUUGUUGGGGCAGGAGCCAGCACGUUCGCGACCAUGGUGGGAGGGGUCGUUUCCGACAUGUAUAAUGCCGAGGACCGCAAUACACCGAUGGCACUGUACAGUGGUUCCGCCUUGGCCGGCACGGGGAUAGGACCCCUAUUGUCUGGCUUCAUCAUCGGACGUGCCAAUUUCCGUUGGGUCUACUAUCACCAGAUCAUCUCCUUGAGCGUCAUGCUGGUCGUGGUAUACUUCUUCUUCAAGGAAACCAGAGGAUCGGUCCUGCUAAGCCGCAGAGCCAAGGUGUUGAACGAAUACCUAGAAAAGCUCGAGAACAGUACCCCGAAGUCUGAAAAUGCUGCAGUCCGCCUCCGCUACAAAGUCGCCGCAGACGAAAGCCGCUCCUCACUAGCACGCAUGCUCUACCUCUCCCUCACAAUCCCCUUCAAACUCCUCACCACCGAACCGGUCGUGUUCUUCUUCUCCCUCUGGGUCGCCUUUGCCUGGGCGCUUCUGUACAUGACAUUCUCAGUGAUCCCUUUGGUGUUUAUGACGAGGCACAACUUCAACGUCGAGCAAUGCGGCGCCGUCUUUUCCGCAAUAGCAAUCGGAUCCAUACUGGCGACCUUGCUCUCCAUCUACCAAGAAAAGCUGGCGAAGAAACGCUGGCCGAAACUCAACAGCUCGCCAGAGGGGAGGUUGUAUUUCCCGUGCCUCGAAGGCGCGUUGCUCCCUAUUGGCCUCUUCUGGUUCGGCUGGACAACGUACUCGUCCAUCCCAUGGAUCUCGCCCGUUCUCGCGAUCGGCUGUGCCCAAAUGGGCAUCUUUGUCAUCUACCUGGCUGUGUUCAACUACCUGGCCGACGUGUACCAUCGGUACGCUUCCUCAGCGCUAGCAGCACAGUCGUUUCUGCGAAACAUCUUCGCGGCGGUAUUCCCUCUGUUUACGAACCAGAUGUUUACGAACUUGGAUUACGCGCCCGCGAGUAGUCUGCUGGGCGGGAUUGCCGCUUUGCUCACAAUUGUUCCAUGGGUGCUGCUUUUCAAGGGCGAGCAGAUUAGGGCCAGGAGUAAGAUUGCGAGGCAGAUCAUGGGGGACAAUGCGAGUUAA
This is a messenger RNA of Cladophialophora yegresii CBS 114405, 1683 nucleotides long. RefSeq lists its product as uncharacterized. Gene Ontology annotation, biological process: transmembrane transport. The coding region runs from base 1 to 1683 and encodes 560 amino acids. NCBI's taxonomy places the organism in Eukaryota, Fungi, Ascomycota, Eurotiomycetes, Chaetothyriales, Herpotrichiellaceae. Gene Ontology annotation, molecular function: transmembrane transporter activity. The transcript has a single exon. The record is from RefSeq and is a predicted model, not a curated record.